Pieris macdunnoughi is the source of this 312-nucleotide messenger RNA. The record is from the annotation of a GenBank genome assembly. NCBI's taxonomy places the organism in Eukaryota, Metazoa, Arthropoda, Insecta, Lepidoptera, Pieridae.
AUGAAAUAUUCAAAUUGCAAGGAAUUAACUAUUGUAAGCCUUUACAGUCCAGAUGGCUGGAAUAAGAAGGAUAGGGUUUCAGUGGCAUUCUAUAUUCCAAAUUUGAAGUUUGGACGAGGUACUAAAUUAAAGGAAAAUUUGAGCAUAUUUUCUGCAGAAGCUCUUGCUAUUGUUGCUGCAUUAAGAUUCAUUGAAGAUCGUUCUGAAAGAUUUUGGGUAAUCAUCACAGACACCAUGAGUGUUCUAAAAGCUCUACAGAAUCAUCAAUUCAGUGCUAAGUCAAGCUACAAUAUCCCCGAAAUCAAAUACUAA